Messenger RNA from Chara braunii, 956 nucleotides. NCBI's taxonomy places the organism in Eukaryota, Viridiplantae, Streptophyta, Charophyceae, Charales, Characeae. The record is from the annotation of a GenBank genome assembly.
UGAGAGACCUAUCAAACAUCGCAUUGAGAUUGUACCAGGAAGUCAGAUUCCUAAACGGCCUAUAUACCGAAUGUCACCCAAAGAAUUAGACGAGUUGCGAACCCAGCUUGAUGAAAUGCUGGAAAGGCCCAGCUCCUCGCCCUAUGACCCUUCUUUGCACUUUGUCGUCACAACCGACGCCAGUCAGUAUGGGAUAGGUGUUGUACUCCAACAGGAGGAUGGGAAUGGAUACAUGCCUGUGGAGUUUAUGUCCCGACGACUGCCUAAUGAGAAGGUCGCUGCUGCUACGUAUGAGAGGGAGUUGUUUGCUCUCCGAGAAGCUCUGGAUCAUUGGCGACAUUAUCUCUUAGGACGCCACUUCAAAGUGUACUCAGAUCAUGAGACGCUUCGCUGGCUUAAAACGCAGGCCCGGAUGACACCUAAGUUGACUAGGUGGGCCGCUGAGAUUGAUCAGUAUGAUUUUGAGCUAAAGCCAGUUAAGGAUCGCUCCAUUUCUUUUAAGAUCUCAACACUGUUGCACACGCGCAAGAAGGAGAGAGGGAAAGCAAAAGGAGGGAGGCGAGUGGGCGGCGGAGGUUGGCGGAGCGGGAGGCGAGUGGGCGGAAGCGAUGGGCGGCACAGGUUGGCGGAGCGGGAGGCGAGUGGGCGGAGGCGACGGGCGGCGGAGGUUGGCGGAGCGGGCGGCGAGUGGGCGGAGGCGAUGGGCGGCAGAGGUUGGCGGAGCGGGCGGCGAGUGGCCGGAGGCGAUGGGCGGCGGAGGUUGGCGGAGCGGGAGGCGAGUGGGCGGAGGCGAUGGGCGGCGGAGGUUGGUGGAGCGGGAGGCGAGUGGGCGGAGGCGAUGGGCGACGGAGGUUGGCGGAGCGGGAGGGAGUGGGCGGAGGCGAUGGGCAGCGGAGGUUGGCGGAGCGGGAGGUGAGUGGGCGGAGGCGAUGGGCGGCGGAGGUUGGCGGAGCGGG